This is a messenger RNA of Seminavis robusta, 1460 nucleotides long. The record is from the annotation of a GenBank genome assembly. NCBI's taxonomy places the organism in Eukaryota, Bacillariophyta, Bacillariophyceae, Naviculales, Naviculaceae.
AUGAGAUUUGGCACCGGCACCAGCGACUCUGUCUCUGCAUCGACCGCUUCAGAUGCUUUCUUUGACAUACGUGUCAACCUACGUUUCUCCAUCAAGGUAGCAUUCGGCUAUGAGUGCAACGAUUUUGACUAUUUCCAAUAUUAUCGCUUCCAGCAUGCUGACAUUGUCGACGGGGAGCAUGGUGAAGUUUCGUUACAAAAGCUGCUGGAUGUGCUAGAAAAAGAAUCAGGGAGGAAGCCUGCGCCGCCAUUUACGUACGAGGACAAGGAAGGUGACGAGAUCUCUGUCAACUCUAGUCGAGCGUUACAUGAUGCAAUUGACCAAUUCCUGGACCAGCCUUGCUUGGUGCUUCGUGUCAAUGAAUACGCACCUAACAAUUCGAACAGCUGUCACGAGAUAAGUGAGGCAGAAUCUGAGGGUUCACGGUUGAUACGACAACUGAUGAAACCAAGCCCCCGAGAUCCGGUGUGGUGUCAUGGCAUCUUUUUUGAAAGAGGAGAUGUGCUGGCGCACUUGUUCAAUAGGUUCAGGGAUCAUGUCACAGAGACUGACGCUCCUCGUUGUGUAUCGAUAGAGGGAAGAGGCAGCAUGCUGCACUGGAAAUACGAGAUCGAUGAACUGGACGUUGUCAGUGAAUGGCUCGCCAUCGAUGGUAUCUACUUGUAUCCCACAUUGGAACCCACCGCCCCUUAUGACUUGCUGAUCCCAAGAGAAACAUACCAGAUGCUCAUCUAUUCAGCUGGUUCGCGUGCAAUCAAAGGUAGCUGGUUCUCACCGAACCUGUACAAGGCCACUACGCUGUUCAAGUCGCAGCGUCUACCGAUUGUUGUGUUGUUCAAUGGAGAACCUUCGCUUUCCUCCUCAAAGCAGAUCACACCGCCGAAAGAUGUGUGCAAGAUCACGGGACUCUGUAGGAUGACAGUGGCGGGUGAAGAGGCAAGGCUGGAAUUGGUGAUUGCACUUAAAUAUAAUGCCAUUCAGAGCACCUCGAUUAACGGUGUAAUAUUGGGUGUGCCAAGUGUACCUGGAGGUAAGACCGAACAAGGCAAUGGCUCGGCCUUCAGUCCUCCUACAACUGAGACACAACCUGGUAGUGGAACAAGUGCGGUGAAGGCAGCAACCAAAGCUGUAUACAAUGGUACGAAGACAAAUACUCCUGCAGAUGAAGCCUUCGUUGCACUGUUCAGGGCCUUGUGAAAUGUAUUCGGCCUUUACCCGAUCAUCUUCUACAACCGAACCGUACCACGAGCAACAUUGAUUUGUCUUGGCCAGGCAAGCCAUAUUAUUAUUCGGUCCCUCUUGUAUGGACCUCUGGAUCCUUUGUUUCUUCUGAGUCGAUGUUGUGCAAUCAGAUAGCAAAUAAAUAAUGAGCUACCCAGUGCCUUAGUGCAUGGUCUCUCCCGGAAAGCUUAUUGGAUGGCACGGGUGGACUAGCUAGCUGCCGGUACCGUUUUUUGUGG